Molecule: messenger RNA, 897 nt
Organism: Fusarium falciforme
Lineage: Eukaryota; Fungi; Ascomycota; Sordariomycetes; Hypocreales; Nectriaceae
Product: Mannan endo-1,4-beta-mannosidase
Exons: 2
Coding region: 1-897 (298 amino acids)
Molecular function (GO): hydrolase activity, hydrolyzing O-glycosyl compounds
Source: RefSeq, a predicted model, not a curated record
AUGCCUCAGAUUGCCGACAGUGGAUUGAAAGUCAGACGUGUCUGGGCAUUUGGGAACAUCAACAGUGUUACCGAUCAGCCUGUGUACUUUCAGUUCCUCGAUACGGCCAAGAAGACCAUAACUAUCAACACUGGGGCCAGUGGCAUUGCGCGCCUCUACGCCGCCGUCGCUACCGCGGAGAAGCACAGCAUUCAGCUGGUACUGCCGAUGUUGAAUAAUUGGGAUGACCGGGGCGGCAUUAAGACCUACCGUACUUACUUUGGAUGGAACCAUGCAGAGGCCCAGCAAGCCUACAAAGACUAUGUCACUUUCAUCUGUCAGAACUGCAAAAGCGGUGUGAUCACUAGCUGGGCCACAGAAAUAUCCGGUUUCAUCAACUCGCUGGACCCAAACCAUCGUGUAUCGUUGGGUGAUGAAGGCUGGCUCUGCUCGGACGACACCAGUCUCGGCUACGCGUACUCUCGCUCCGAAGGUAUUGAUUUCGAAGCCAAUCUGAAGAUCCCCACACUUGACUACGGGACGGUACAUAUAUACCCCAUUGGUUGGAGUUACACGUACCCUUGGGGCAACCAAUGGAUUCGUGACCAUGCAGCACUGGCACUCAAGUAUGGCAAGCCCAUCGUUCUGGAGGAAUACGGUGUCGAGAGCACAACCUCAAACCGCACGGCGGUGCUGCAGGAGUGGCAACAAACCAUCCCGGACAGCGACAUUACGUACGAUAGCUUUUGGCAAUUCGGGACGAACCUUCCAAGUGGUGCGAAUGCUUACGACGACUACGCGAUUUUCCAUGGCACGCAAGAGUACCAGCGCGUGGUGAUUGAUCAUGCUCAGGCUAUGAGCACCAGGGCUGUCUCAUCCGCUGGCCGUCGCAGACCCUCCUCACGCCAUCCAAACUAG